Messenger RNA from Pistacia vera, 1075 nucleotides. Its product is annotated as gamma-glutamylcyclotransferase 2-1. Bases 208 to 882 code for a protein of 224 amino acids. The transcript is spliced from 9 exons. Gene Ontology annotation, molecular function: glutathione specific gamma-glutamylcyclotransferase activity; gamma-glutamylcyclotransferase activity. NCBI's taxonomy places the organism in Eukaryota, Viridiplantae, Streptophyta, Magnoliopsida, Sapindales, Anacardiaceae. The record is from RefSeq and is a predicted model, not a curated record. Gene Ontology annotation, biological process: glutathione catabolic process. Gene Ontology annotation, cellular component: cytoplasm.
CGCCUCCACCUCUCUAUCCUUUGAAGCAAAAGCAAAGCCAAAAAAGAGUCAGAGAAUCCAAAAGCCAAACUCCGUCCGGAAAGUUUGGUUUGGCUUAUUUUCUCUUUUUGGCGUCUCUUGCCCCCAUUUGCUUCAAAUACUUGCUUUCUCCUCCCCAUCAUUACACUUCACCUUCUCACCGCUUUAGAUUUUCUUAUUUAUACUACAAUGGUAUUCUGGGUUUUUGGCUAUGGGUCGUUGGUUUGGAACCCAGGAUUUGAAUAUGAUGAGAAAAUCAUAGGCUACAUCAAGGAUUACAGGCGUGUUUUUGAUCUUGCCUGCAUUGAUCACAGAGGUACUCCUGAACACCCAGCUAGAACUUGCACUUUGGAACAGCAUGAAGGAGCUAUAUGCUGGGGUGCUGCUUAUUGCGUUCGAGGAAGCCCUGAAAGGAAAAAACUUGCAAUGGAGUAUUUGGAGCGGAGAGAAUGUGAAUAUGAUCAGAAGACCCUUGUAGACUUUUACAAGGAAGGAGAUCCUUUACAGCCUGCUCUAACUGGAGUCAUAGUUUUCACAUCUACUGCAGACAAAGUAUCAAACAAGUACUACCUGGGCCCUGCUCCAUUAGAGGAAAUGGCUAGGCAAAUUGCAACAGCUUCUGGACCUUGUGGGAACAAUAGAGACUAUCUCUUUCUAUUGGAGAAGGCCAUGUUUGAUAUUGGUCAUGAGGAUGAUUAUGUAAUAGAGUUGGCGAAUGAGGUGAGAAAAGAGCUUGGAAUUGUUGAACAAGAGAUUCUGAAGGAGAAAAAGUUGGGUGAGUCAACCCAGAUUGCACUGAAAAAAUCUCAUAUUCCAGGCAUUCAACUCCAUCUUCUCCCAGAAGCCAUUGCCAUGGAUUUGUAACAAUACGAGCCUGACACUCGAGGAGAAAGAAAAGAAUAGCACAGGAAGCUUAGCUUAGCUUAGCUAACCCAAUAAAAUUACUCUUCACUUUACGUUAUGUUGGUUUUUCAUUUCCCUGACUUCGAGUACUGUAUUAUUUGGAGGCUUAUGAUCCUUUUGACUGAAUCAAAUCACAAACUCUAUUUAGAUUUUA